CCUCGGCCGCCCUCAGCCCGGCAGGCCGGGGCUCUGGAGGAGCGGUGGCUCCGUGCUCGCUCUGUCACCCCGAGUGUCGCGGUUCUGAUGAACUCCCAGCGCUGCCAGGGCCGGUGAGGGGGGUCCGGGUCCUGCCGGCGGGGACUGAGGGCGCCCGGCAGAGCUGCAGCCAAAGCGCCCGGCGUGCUGAGGUGACACAGUGAACAGGGAUUGCGCUGCUCAGCUUGUUUGCAAAGUCUGGAAGGAAAUGACACGAAUUUAGAGGCGUUUACAGUAUUUCAGCACUGAGCAGAAGCUUAUUUAUUGCGAGAUGAGCCUACGAAAUCAUUGCGGGAAAUGCUUCCUGAUGGUGGGAGAAGUGAUGAGUCAGGAUGGCACAUCUUGGGCUACCUCUGAUCCUUUGUGCCUUUGGGAAGCCAUUUUGUCAAUCCAGGCUUCAGUUGCAAGGAAAAAAUCAGGUGACUUAGAAGAGAAAUGCCCAGUGGUGCUCCUGUUUCUGUGACUGGAUUAAAGUGACCUGGAAGCUGAUUUGCUGUGAGCAAUCAGUGAAGCCACACAGGAUUUUGUGGAAUAUUGCAUGAUCUCAUCAUGAAGAUCUCUCUCCUGCAGCAGAUGUAUAAGGAUGUCCUGGCAGGCAUCCCCCUAGCAAGGGAAAGCCGUCAUUAUUCCUCUUUAAUGAAUCUGUGUGUUGAGCAGCCACCAGGAGGAGAUGGAUCCUGUCACCAGCAGCAUCUGCCACCGACUGCUGGUGGCACUGGGAGCCAUCAGGACUCUGAUAUGUCAGAUGUUGUCCCUGCAACAGAUGAUUUAUCCAGGAGCUUUGCAAACAUGAGCUCCUCGUUCUGCCCCCGGGAGGUGACGCUGCUCCAGCUCACCCUGAUCAAAAUGAUGGUGGCCAAAGCAGAGUCCCAGGAGAUUGAGCUCCACACGAGACAGAAGUACUGUGAAAUCUUUGUUCUUCUUCUGAAGGAGGCAAAAAUUGACUCAAAAUUGAUUCACCUGCUGGGUUCUGAUGAUCGGCUGUUAUCUCACAUGGCCUCACAAAGUUUGGCAUCUCUUGUGUAUUUCCAGCUGAAGGAAGAGGGCGCUGUGAACGUGCCGUGGCUGAGCUUCAGCCUGGCGGCGCUGCCGGGGUUCCCGGGGGGCGCGGGGGUGCCCGGCUGCCUGUGGGCCCUGGCGGCGAUUCUCAAGGAGACGCGGAAGGACGCGCCCGCAGCCCGAGCAGGUGCUUUGAAGAAGCUGUUGGCUCCUCUUGAUGCAGUGCUUGAAGGAUUUUAUAAUGCCAUCCUGCUCCAUCAUUUUGACAGUCACCACUACACUUCACCUUAUUCUGAAGCUACAAACAAUCUGAUCAGUUUUAUAGAUCUGCUUGAAGCACUUUUGGUUUCCAGAGUUGAACUGGAAAUACCAUUCAGGUGCCAGAGAAUUUUAUUUUUGAAAGUUUCUUAUGUCCUCAAUGUUAUUAGCUCAUCGAUUCCUUAUGUAAUCAAGAAGAAAUUCAUUUUGCUCCUUAAAAAAUGUGUCCUUUGCAAGUCUAGAGAAGAUGCUAAAGGUGGAUCCCUGUUCUUACAAAGCCCAUCUUGGUGUGAGGAUAUGCUUGCACUGAGUAAUGUUGUUCUGCAGGUUGUGAAUUUGACUUGGCUUAAUCAGAUCCCACUCAGUGGGAAGUCCAGCUACUUUGGAAGCAGUGAAACUGUUCCUGGCCAUGAUUCUCAAGGUGCUUCUGACCAAACUGCUCUCAGAGCCUUAAGUCUGGUUGUGCUUAAAGCACUGGAAUUCAAGAUUCACAACUCUGCAACAGAAGCAGAAAUCAAAGGAGACUUUGAGAGCUCCAUGUGCCAGGUGCUGAUGUUCUGGAGGAGUCAUGGGAAGCCUUCCCCAGCUGGGCAUCACUGUGAAUGGCUCUCCUUGGUUUUCAUGGAGCAGGAUGAUGACAUGUGGGAAGCUGCUAAAGCUUUAUUGCUCAUCUAUUUAAAACUUGAUAGGUUCCGGCGUGGUGUUGCUGAUAACCUAAGCCCCAAAGAGGAGGAAUCCUGGCAGUUCCUUGUGCAUGCAGGUGGAUAUAACCCACACUGUAUCUUUUUAUUUUUUCUGGAAAAGAUUGCAUUUGAUUCCACAGUACUUCUAGAUUUUCUGAUUUCAUCAGAAACUUGCUUUCUGGAGUACUUGGUCAGGUACUUGAAGCUCCUUGGGAAGGAGUGGCCUCGCUUUGUGGAGGUCUGUAACCAUUUCGAUGCCAGGCACAGCGCUUUGCACGCAGUUUGUUCUGUCAGGCAGAGCUGCGUGGCUGGGCCGAGUUUGCAGAGUGCUGUUUGUGCAGCAGAGCCACGGAGUGCCAUGGCUUGGGCUCCUCACGAUUGCCCGGUGUUUACAGCACGGCAGGGUGAUAAUGGGGCUGCAGAGUGGAGCCGGUCUGACUCACUGACCGGCACUGAUAGCGCGUCCCUGCUCGCUCCUCUUCAAAGCCUGGUUAAUUAUGACAGCUCAGAGGACUCGGAGGUGGAAUCAGAUGGAAAAGAGUGUUUGGUAAACACGAAGCAAUUGCCUUCAAACAAUGAGGGUGAGGUGAGGAGGAGGCAAGCAGGUUGCAGCUGCAGAGAUGAUGACCGGAAUUCACGCACCUCUGAAGUGUCGCCUCCGAAACUGAAGGGAUCUCCUGCCUCAUCCUGUUGGACUCGUAUGGCAUCUCCAGAUAACAUUGCUCCCCUCAGAGUAAUGCUUUACAAAUCAACAAAGUGUCUGGAAGAGCUGCAGGAGGCUAUUUCUAGGUUGCAGAGAAGAAAUCUUUUCCCAUAUAAUCCAUCUGCAUUGUUGAAACUGCUGAGCCAGGUUGAGAAGAUGAAUAAAUCCAUGAAUCCACAAUAA
This is a messenger RNA of Zonotrichia leucophrys gambelii, 2865 nucleotides long. RefSeq names its product lines homolog 1 (gene LINS1). The record is from RefSeq and is a predicted model, not a curated record. The transcript is spliced from 8 exons. Lineage: Eukaryota; Metazoa; Chordata; Aves; Passeriformes; Passerellidae. Bases 589 to 2865 code for a protein of 758 amino acids.